Messenger RNA from Suillus plorans, 1592 nucleotides. RefSeq lists its product as uncharacterized. The record is from RefSeq and is a predicted model, not a curated record. The transcript has a single exon. Lineage: Eukaryota; Fungi; Basidiomycota; Agaricomycetes; Boletales; Suillaceae. The coding region runs from base 316 to 1398 and encodes 360 amino acids. Gene Ontology annotation, molecular function: protein binding.
AUCGCACGCUCGCAAGUGAAUGUACGUCUACUCCCUGGCCUGUUCCGACAUAUCACAUGUCAUGUUACUGACGAUAACUAGAUUCCAGUCCUUGAAACCCCAUACUCCAGAUUCCCCAAUACCGACCACUCUACUGUCGAGCUCGAACGCCAGAGCGCUAUCAACAUUAUCGCUCAGCGCCAGCAGCAAUUGGAUACAGUUCUGCACGAGCUCUCGGGCCUGGAGGCCGUGAUAGAUAGCGUUGUCAGCAUCAUCGCUGAGCGCCGGCAGCAGUCGGAUGUGGUUCUGGACGAGAUCUCGGAUCUGGAGGCCGGGAUGGACAGCGUCAAAAAUCAUCAUCAGCAAGUCGUCGAAAGGAAGGAGAAGAUUAUGCAGUCGAUGAAUUUGCACAAGGGACUCCUAUCGGCUCUCUGGCGCCUGCCAACGGAAAUCCUAUCCCAAAUAUUCAACCACUGUCUCCCUGAAACCAUAUUUUUGCUAUCCCCAUUGAGCCACCGAGUUGAGGCCCCCAUACUGUUGACAAGAAUAUGCCAACGAUGGAAGGACGUUGCUGUGGGUACACCCGAUUUAUGGUGCAGGUUGUAUGUGGAAGCCGACGACGAAGGUUGGGAGCAGGCAGCUUUCUGCUAUGACUUGUGGCUCAAGCGUUCACGAGGACGUCCGCUCUCGUUAGAACUUGGGUACCACUACCCGACCAAACUACGAGGUCUUCUUCAGCCUCAUAUGAGGCGUAUAAAAUUUCUCCGAGUCGAUGUCGAGUACUUCCGGGAUAGACACCCUCAUCUGUUUGCUACUGACCUCCCAGCACUUCAGGAGCUAACCAUAAAUGGAAUGGUAAAUCAUGAUAUUCCACCUAUUGCACAAUUUAUCUCGCGACUGCCGUCCACUAUGCGCAGUCUCAAGUUGAACAUAAUUCCGUGUUUCCGCAUCGAGCACUUGUCUUCUUUAGGCUCCGUGUGGGCUUACUUGACGGAUGUCCAGAUCGCCGUAUGUAACCCGAACGCAUUCCUCCAUUUGCUUCAACUAUGUCCCAACCUCUCUUCCUUAAAUGUCCCCAUAUCAUCCGACCGAAAGGAACCCAUGGAAUCAUUCACGCACACAAAAUUACAAUCCUUAUGCAUCAUCCUUCAUGACAGUCCUCUGCUCACGCGCCCUUUAUCUGACCUGUUCAAUGCUGUAUCACUCCCCAAUUUGCGCGCGCUUGAAGUUAGCCGCACUAGCCCCCAUGGUUCUUCUUGGCCUCAUGAGGAUAUGCAGGCAUUAUUGGCACGGUCAAAGUGUCCCCUGGAGACCCUGACUAUCGGUGGUCGAUCAACGAUAACAGAUGCGCAGCGAGCGGAAUACGUUUCGCUCAUUCCUUCCCUUGAAGCAGUGAAUUACGCUCAUACAUACUUUUGAUAAUCCUGGGUAUCUACAUAUAUGAUUCAAACGCCGAUCAGUACUCAAUAUUCAAUAGUUGGAGACAUCCGAGUCGUACCCAUCGCACUGCGGAGAUAUACAUCAAUUCACCUUUGUCACUUUGCACUUAGUAUCCCGCAAUCACGUGCAAGUGUACUAAUGUGUCGCUCUUGAAGUCUUUGUUUACACCACCU